Sphaeroforma arctica JP610 is the source of this 187-nucleotide messenger RNA. RefSeq lists its product as hypothetical. The record is from RefSeq and is a predicted model, not a curated record. Lineage: Eukaryota; Ichthyosporea; Ichthyophonida. The transcript has a single exon. The annotation marks the transcript as partial.
AUGGUCGCGUCUUUAGAGUCCACGCCGUACAAACAAGCGGCCUGGGACAGUUUGCUGUACGAUGUUCCUUUGGCUGAAAGUGCAUUAGACUACAUACCCAUAACCAAUAGCACGGCUCAGGAUGCAGAGAAUAUCCUGAUGGUGGUGGAUGGCAUGCUUGCUGCUGCUAGGGAUGCGGUGGAAUCAA